Megalopta genalis is the source of this 2622-nucleotide messenger RNA. RefSeq lists its product as uncharacterized. The record is from RefSeq and is a predicted model, not a curated record. Gene Ontology annotation, biological process: mRNA splicing, via spliceosome. NCBI's taxonomy places the organism in Eukaryota, Metazoa, Arthropoda, Insecta, Hymenoptera, Halictidae. Gene Ontology annotation, cellular component: RES complex; U2-type spliceosomal complex. Gene Ontology annotation, molecular function: RNA binding.
CAGAAAGCAUAUUUGAAGAAAUAUUUAUCUUCGGGAAAUGGCGAUGACAAGAAAAAGAGGAAAAAGAAAAGGCUUAAUGUAGGAGCAAAGACGUUAUAAUGAUUGUUUCACGCGCCUGGAAUUUUAGGGUGAAAUAGUUUGAAACUUUUAUAUAACGAAUCGUGACAAAAAUAUACUCUAUUACCUGUCAUUUCUUUGAUUCUGUCAUAAAGUAAUGCUGAAGAUUAAUUUAACUAGAAGAAGAAUUGCAAUAACCUUGCAAUGCAUUAAAUUAAUACCAACCCUAAACAUAGAAAAUAAUAAGUUACUUAAGAAGAUUAUUCACUUCCUUUCUCAAAUUCUUAGAUGUGUUUUGCAGAGUAAAAAUCAUUGACGAUGACAUAGACCUGAAGAAUAUGAGACCGAUCGAUGAUAAUGAAAUUGAUAUUUUCAUUGACGGAGAAGAUGCACCUCAAAUUGCUGGUAUUGUGGAUGAACGUGGACCAGUUGAUUUCACAGAUAAAAGGAGAUGGAAAAUUAUAGCUAAUAGUCAAGAUGGAGAUCUGACUAUUACAAGUCAAUACAAAGAAAACAAGCAAUCUACGUACAUUGCAAAUGAUUCCAACAAUGAUUCAAGUCCUUCCAGAAAAGAAUCUAAAAAGCAUACUAACUCGCAUAAUAAGAACUAUCAAAGGAAUAGGAAUAGUGAUAGUAAUUCAGAUGCUGAUAUUCCUCUUUAUAAAAACAAAAAACAUAUAAGACGGAAAAAGAAAAUAUCUGAAUCUGAUAUGAAUCCGCCAAGACAAAAUCAUAAUAAAGGCUAUGAUUCUGAUUUAAGUCAACCUAGAAUGUCUAAAUCUAAGAACUAUGAUCCUGAUUUAAGGCCACCUAGAAAAUCUAAAUCUAGGAACUAUGAUUCCGAUUUAAGUCCAUCCAGGAAGUCUACAUCUAAGAACUAUGACUCCGAUUUAAGUCCACCUAGAACAUCUAAAUCUAGGAAUGACGAUUCUGAUUUAAGUCCACCCAGGAAGUCUAAAUUUAAGAAUUAUGACUCCGAUUUAAGCCCACCUAGAAAAUCUAAAUCUAGGAACGAUGAUUCUGAUUUAAGUCCACCUAGAAAGUCUAAAUCUAGGAACUAUGAUUCCGAUUUAAGUCCUUCCAGGAAGUCUAAAUCUAAGAAUUAUGAUUCUGAUUUAAGUCCACCUGGAAAAUCUAAAUCUAGGAAUGACGAUUCUGACUUAAGUCCAUCUAGAAAGAAUAAGAAACGCAAGUCUGAGAAAAUGAUAAAACAUACGAGUAGAAGUGAUACAGAUUCGAGUCCACCAAGAAAUAAGAAGAAUAAGAAUUUUGAUUUUGACUUAAGUCCACCGAGAAAAACUAAGAAAGGCAAGUAUGAGAAAAGAAAGUCGGAUUUAGAUUCUAGAAAAUUGAAUAAGAAUUCUGAUUCAGACUUAAGUCCGCCAAGAAGAGUUGAGAAACAGGCAAAUACAUAUUUGAGUACCAAACAAAGGUAUAGGAAUGAUAAUUCUGAGUUUAGUCCACCUAGACAAAUUAGAAGGCACAAACAUGGAGACUCGCAUGCGAGUUUACCCAAAGAGAGCAAGCGUCAUAAUCAUUCCGAUAAAAGUACUUGGCUAGGAAAGAGAUAUCCUGAUUUGGAUACAAGUUCAUCUUAUAGAUGGAACAGGGAUAGAAGUAGAAGCAAAUCUAAGGAAGAUGGUAGAGAUUUGUACAAGUCGAAAAAGAAAAGAGACACUAGAUAUCAGUCCGAAGGCUCUUUCAGAAAUGGAAAAUCUACAAGUGAUUAUAGCAAUCAUAAAAAGUUGGUUUCAAAGCACAGAGACGAUAUAGAAGAUAGCGAAAUGCGAAUGAAGAAAACAUUAGAUGGAAAGAAAGCUGGAUUGCAAGAUGCAAGGGCAUUACGAGAGGAAACAGAAGCCCAUAAAAAAAGAGAAGCUGAACACUUUAGCAAGCUUAGCAAAGAAGUCACUGGCGUUGGUCAGGCUGCAAUUCUACGAGAUUCUAAAACGGGUAGAAAACGUAAUUUAGAAGCAGAAGCAGCAGAGGAGCGCGAGAAACAGAAGAGACAAACAGAAUUGAAUGAAAAGUAUGCUAAGUGGGGGAAGGGGUUGAAACAAGUCGAAGAUCGCGAAGAAAAAUUAAAAGACGAUCUCUACGAAAUGAGUAAGCCACUUGCAAGAUAUGCAGACGAUGCCGAUUUGGAUAAAAGACUCAGAGAUCAAGAAAGAGAAGGCGAUCCGAUGUUAGAAUAUAUUAAACAGAAGCAGAUUAAGGAAGGAAAGAGAAAACCAGAUCGACCAACUUACGAGGGAUCUUUCAUGCCAAAUCGAUUCGGUAUCAAACCUGGUUACCGUUGGGACGGCGUCGACAGGAGCAAUGGCUACGAGAAAAAGUGGUUCGAAGCGCAAAACGCUAAGACGGCUCUUCAAGAAGAAGCAUAUAAAUGGAGCACUGCUGACAUGUAAAAUGUAUACAGUUUCUGUUUGUAUACGAAUUGGACUUCGUAACGAUCAAUACAUGUAUCCGAUCGUUAAUCAACUGUAGGCACUUGAAGUUUGUAAAAUAUUAUCUGGCUGAUCUACACUAAAUAAACAUCUCCUACAACUCAUUGUCCAGGCUUUA